Heterobilharzia americana is the source of this 990-nucleotide messenger RNA. The record is from the annotation of a GenBank genome assembly. NCBI's taxonomy places the organism in Eukaryota, Metazoa, Platyhelminthes, Trematoda, Strigeidida, Schistosomatidae.
CAUUUCUUCCUCACACCAUCUCCUCCAUGUCACCUUCGCCUCGACGCCCAACUAAUCGUUUCCCCUCUGGAUUCCACUCGACAACCUGGCCUGGCGCAUGAUGUCCCCAAUCGGCCUUCUCAGUGUAUGUCCAAUCAAUCUCCACUUUCUUCUGCAUAUUUAUUGGGUGAUAGGUUCUUGGUUGGUUCGCUCCCAAGCAGAGUUCCUUGUUGCUUAUUCUGACUAUUCUGGCCAUCUGAUCUUCAGUAUCGAGCGUAAGUGGCAGCUGUUGAUGAAUAUCUGUAGUUUGUUGGAAAUACUUUUCGUGACACGCCAAGUUUCUGAACCACCGCAUAGAAGCACUGACUUGACAUUGGUAUUAAAAAUCCGGAUCUUGUUCUUUGUGCUGAGUGCAGUAGAUCUCCACACUGACUUCAGAUUAUUGAAAGCCUGUCAUACUGUUUUUCCCAUCCUGGUUUUGACAUCCUCGUCUGUGCCUGUGCCGCCUGUAGUUGAAACGAUACUGCCUAGGUAGGUAGGUGAGAGAGACUACUUAAUUUAAGUUUCCCCCGUUAAUGGUGAUUGGUGCUUGCUGUUGUUGUUGGUUCGGUAUCUUCUUCACCUCCGUCUUCUCUACAUUCACUUGAAGUCCCGUCUUCGCUGCCCUAUCUCUUCUGUCAACUUGUUAGUUUUCGCCUGUAGACCUUCGAGUUUGUGCGACAUUAAACAUAAAUCACCAUCAGCGAAAUCUAAAUCUUCUCCUGGGGUCUUUUGAUCGAUCCAGUCAGUGUAUGCCUAUCUUCUUGCUCCUCACAGUUGUCUGCUGCAUGAUCCAGUCUACCACAAUCAGGAAGAUUAUGGGUGAUAGUAGACAGUCUUUUCUUACUCCUUCCUGUCUCCACUUCAAAGACGUCGCUGAGCUUUCCAUUGUGGAUCACUUGGCAUGUGUCGUCGUCAUAUAGCUGUUGAAUGAGGUUGAUAAAGACUGGUGGCACUCCGUAGUGUUGAGGC